Molecule: messenger RNA, 540 nt
Organism: Anneissia japonica
Lineage: Eukaryota; Metazoa; Echinodermata; Crinoidea; Comatulida; Comatulidae
Exons: 2
Coding region: 1-540 (179 amino acids)
Biological process (GO): oogenesis; negative regulation of translation
Cellular component (GO): perinuclear region of cytoplasm
Molecular function (GO): mRNA binding; zinc ion binding
Source: RefSeq, a predicted model, not a curated record
AUGUUUGCGAUAGCACCCCAACAAGCUCGUCCGACACACAUACCGGAGGAGCCAUUCGUGGAGGAAACUGCAGAGGCGUUCACGAUGAAUUUGGAAGAUCGUGAUUUUUUGCCCAUGAAGGAUUACUUGGGAUUGAACGCGCUGGUCAUGUCGAUGCUCGAGCCUUGGAAACCCGCCGAUUGGGAACCCGUCUCGGAUCCGGUGCGGUUCGAUUUCCGGAGGAACGGCGUGGAUUGCGAAAUCCGCCCCGUUCUGUUCGACGGUUGGAUCGACCUCGAGGUAUGCAAUGAUAUGGCGUCGGAUGCGGUCGGGAAACAGCCGUCCGGCAGGAACAAGAAGGCGCGUCAACGCUUCACGCCUAUCUGGUGCGUGUUCUGCAAGAACAACGGCGAGAUGGAGAGCGUGUACGUGAGCCACGUCCUCAAGGGUGUUGACGGGAAGGUGGUAUGUCCGAUCCUGAGGAAGUACACGUGCCCGACCUGCGGGGACGGCGGGGACAACGCACACACUGUCAAGUAUCUGUCUCUUAUACACAUCUAG